AUGUCAAGCCGUAAAAAAGUUCUACUUGUCCUUGAUGAUGUGAGUGACACAAGCCAACUUCAGAAUUUGGCUGGAAAAGGAUGGUUUGGCAUAGGGAGUAGAAUAAUAAUAACAACUAGAGAUCAACGUCUGUUACUUGAGUAUGGUGUUUCUCAGUAUAAGAUGAAUUUCUUAAAUCAAGUUGAGUCCUGUCAACUUUUUCUUCAAAAAGCAUUUAAGGGAGAUCAACCAAAUGGAGAUUUUUUGGAGCUUUCUAAAGUUUUGAUCAAUGCUGCCAACGGACUUCCAUUGGCACUCAAAGUGCUUGGCUCAUUUCUUUGUGGAAGAAAUAAACCAGAAUGGAAGGAAGUACCCAAGAAGAUUCCUUCAAAUGGCAUUUUUGAUAUACUAAAUGUGAGCUUUGAUGGAUUGCAAUAUAAUGAGAAGAAUACAUUCUUAGAUAUUGCUUGCUUUUUCAAUGGGAUGACCAAGUAUGAAAUCAUAGAAAUUUUAGAAAAUAGUGGUCUGUGCCCAAAAAUUGGAAUUGGUGUUCUUAUAGAGAAAUCAUUAGUAACUGAAGUGAAAGGAUACUUGAGGAUGCAUGAUAUGCUUCAAGAAAUGGCUAACGAAAUUGCUUUUUGUAAAUCACCCGAUGAUGCCGGAAAGCAUAGUAGGAUAUGGUCCUUGGAAGAUGCUAAUCAUGUGUUGGCAAAUAAGAUGGGAACUGAAGCAAUCUGUGGUAUAGUGGUGAAUUUUUACAAACCAUGUGUCAUACAAUUGAAUCCUGAAGCCUUCUUUAGGUGUAAAGUCAUUGUUGAUUUGAAAAGUUGCAAAAGUAUUAAAACUCUUCCAACCACAUUGGAGAUGAAGUGUUUGGAGAAAUCUAUUCUCUCUGGUUGUUCAAAAGUUAAAAGGCUUCCUAAGUUUGGUAAAUGUAUGGAAUGCUUAUUGGAGCUUGAUUUAGAAGGGACUGCUAUAUCCAAACUACCUGAAUCAUUGGUCAAUUUGAGUGGUCUUGCUGUGUUGAAUUUAAGUCUAGAUGUAGUCAUCAACGAUGUAUCAUCCACAUUCGCUUUUCCUCGUUUGUUGGGAAACAACUUCAAAUGGUAUUUUUCACUAAGAUUCACAAUCCCAGAAAUCAUCCACCCACCAUCACAAUCUCCAUCUCUGCACACUUGGGUUUCUCCGUCUUCUCCAUUCCAUCUCUCGAUUCGGCCCGAUUCUUCCACUGAUUCCGCAUCCUCCGUCGCGUUCUGCCAUGGCGGCUGUGACUAUGAAAACAUUCGGUGGGGCUUCCACGGAGCAGAGGCGGGGGCUAGGCGUUCGAUCUCUCAGGGCAGUGGGCUAGUGGCUGGAGCUCGGAGCUUAUAG
Neltuma alba is the source of this 1350-nucleotide messenger RNA. RefSeq names its product disease resistance protein RPP2A-like. Gene Ontology annotation, molecular function: ADP binding. The transcript is spliced from 5 exons. The coding region runs from base 1 to 1350 and encodes 449 amino acids. Gene Ontology annotation, biological process: defense response. The record is from RefSeq and is a predicted model, not a curated record. Lineage: Eukaryota; Viridiplantae; Streptophyta; Magnoliopsida; Fabales; Fabaceae.